Molecule: messenger RNA, 2925 nt
Organism: Gavia stellata (red-throated loon)
Lineage: Eukaryota; Metazoa; Chordata; Aves; Gaviiformes; Gaviidae
Gene: TRAM1
Product: translocation associated membrane protein 1
Exons: 11
Coding region: 35-1165 (376 amino acids)
Biological process (GO): protein insertion into ER membrane; SRP-dependent cotranslational protein targeting to membrane, translocation
Cellular component (GO): endoplasmic reticulum membrane
Source: RefSeq, a predicted model, not a curated record
GGAGGCGGCGGCGGCGCCCAGCUCCCUGCCCGCCAUGGCGAUCCGCAAGAAGAGCAACAAGAACCCGCCGGUGCUGAGCCACGAGUUCAUCGUGCAGAACCAUGCGGACAUCGUGUCCUGCAUGGCUAUGAUCUUCCUGCUGGGGCUCAUGUUCGAGAUUACAGCAAAAGCAGCUGUCAUUUUUGUUACACUUCAGUAUAACGUUACCAUUCCUGCCACAGGUAUGUAUCAUCUUGCAGGAGAAGCAAUCUCUCUCUAUCACUAUGGCAUCAAAGACUUGGCUACAAUUUUCUUUUACAUGCUUGUAGCAAUAAUCAUACAUGCUAUAAUUCAGGAGUAUGUACUGGAUAAAAUUAACAGGAAAAUGCACUUUUCAAAAACAAAGCAUAGCAAGUUCAAUGAGUCUGGGCAACUUAGUGCGUUCUACCUUUUCUCCUGUGUUUGGGGAACAAGUAUUCUUGUUUCUGAGAACUAUAUAUCAGAUCCAACCUCUCUGUGGAGGGACUAUCCGCACACUCUGAUUCCGUUUCAAAUGAAGUUUUUCUACAUCUUACAGUUGGCAUACUGGUUUCAUGCUUUUCCAGAACUGUACUUCCAGAAAACGAAAAAAGAAGACAUCUUUCGCCAGAUUGUCUACAUUGGACUUUAUCUGUUUCAUAUUGCUGGAGCCUAUCUCCUGAAUCUGACCCAUCUUGGACUUGUUCUUCUGGUGUUGCAUUACUUUGUUGAAUUUCUUUUCCACAUAUCCCGUCUUUUCUACUUCAGUGAUGAAAGAUACCAGAAAGGAUUUUCACUGUGGGCAGUUCUUUUUGUUUUGGGAAGGCUUCUCACCUUGAUUCUUUCGGUCCUCACUUUUGGCUUUGGACUGGCAAGAGCAGAAGAUCAACAGCUGAAUUUCAGUACUGGAAACUUUAAUAUCCUGGCUGUUAGAAUCAGUGUGCUGGCCUCCAUCUGCAUGGCUCAAGCAUUUAUGAUGUGGAAGUUCAUUAAUUUCCAGCUCCGGAGGUGGAGAGAGCAUUCUUCUUCUCAGCCUCAGUCAGUGAAAAAGAAGUUCGUAACAGCUAAAGGAAAGACAUCCAGAAAAGAAAGAGAAAAUGGAAUAAAUGGAACAGUGACCUCAAAUGGAGCAGACUCGCCUCGUAGCAGGAAGGAUAAAUCCUCGUAAAACUGAGUUUUAUUAAGUUAAUUGACUAAUGUCCCCAAAGAAUCUGCUUUUUACAUGGAUGGCCCUUCAGCACUAGAGAUGUUAUGGAUUAAAGAAAAUACAGUUCAUGGUUUUUGAUUAUUGUUUUGAGAAACUUUUUUUAAAAGCCAUUUUGACUAAGGAAAAAGGUUUAUCUGUCUUCAAAUACUGGGGGGGGAUACAACACUUUUUAAAUAACAUUGACACUUUUUUAAACAUUUAUUGUUAUGAAGUAACUUCAUUUAAUGAGGAUCACUGUUGCAAUGUAUUGUUUCCUUCCAGUUUUUAUAAUCUUGGUGAUAUAUACUGUUCUAACAACUUCAUUUUUUCCAAGUUCUUCAAGAAGUAUUGCAAAAUUGAAGCAAAAACUUAGUAUGCCUUUUUAGAUACCCUGGCUUUUCAGUUAAUUACCUUGAUUCAAAUUUACAGUUCAAAUUGGGAUUCCAAGACCACACCAAUAAACCUCUUAUUUUGUAGUUAUUAGCUACACAAUGUCUGCUCUAAGAAUUGCCCCAUAUCAUUAAAACAAAACUGAACUAUUGGAAAUGUUGCAGAGUCUUAUUGUUUGUUGGUUAGAAAUCUCUUACAAGGAACAAAAAACCUUUUUGAGAUAUAGCUUUAGCACUUGAAAAUUAGAAGGGAGUGUGUAUGGUCAUAGAGAGUUGAUUUGAGUAGCACUGUUAACUCCUGUCUGUGCUUUGAAAGUGUAGGUAUCUUGAGAAUUAGUGUACUUUGGACCUUCUUUGAAAACUUGUCUGUCUGAUUUUAGAGGGUGGAGGUUCUUACAAUGUGGUGUUAUGUUUGUUUUAGGAGGCGUUUAAUGCUCCAUGAAGAGGGAAUGUAUUAGAUAAAUGGAUCAAGUUAUGAGGAACAUUCCUUUAUUCUAACUGCUUUGCUUUGUUUCACCUCUGUUAGGAAAUAGUUUCAUUUCUCCUAUAUAUAUUUUUAUGAAAAAAUAUUUAAAAGCUACACUUCUUAAAACUGAUUUAUUGUGCCCUUUGCUACAACUGGAAAAAAAAUCUUCAGAGUUUUUCCGUUACCUGUCUUUCAUAUUUGUAUUAAAUGUGAAGCUUUGUCCAGUUAAUUUUCCAGUUUAAUAUGCAGUUAAUGUUUCCUCUGUACCCUUUUGUGAUGGGUAUAAUUCCACCCAUUUCACUUGAGAAUCAGUUAGAGAUUUAAUUUAGUCUUGAGAAGAAGUUGCUGAAUUAGUCUUUCAAGUUAACCCAAGUAUUGGACUGCUUAUUGAUUGAGAGGAGUAAUUAUGAGCAAUCAAGCUGAUAAAUAAAAUAGUUUUAAUUAAAAACUGUUACUGUAGUUGAGUUUAUACCCAACAAAAUAAUAAAUCUGCAUUCUGUAUCUUCUACAGUUCAGUUGCUUACUAUACAGAAUAAAUGUUUCUAGUACAAAACCUUCACUACAAGUAACUAUCCAUUCUUCAAUUGUGUAGUGCUAUUUGGAGUUGUUGCAGUAUAAUUUACUACAUUUCAGCUAAUAUCAGUCACAGUUCCCGAAUACUUGCUUCACAGCUUCUGAAGUGGAUUUGACAGACUUAGACUUUCUUAGCUUGAGAACUCUGGGGUAAUAUGCCCAGUCUGCUUCAGUGGAAGUAGCUAUACCAUGUCUUGAUUUGAAGAAAUAAAACUCAAGUGGUGAAACUGUGGAUCUAUCUGAUCUGACCAUGAAACGGGAAAAUUGGAACUCAGAAAUUUUGAGGGAAUUGCAUACAUUAAAUACUUGCUGCA